This is a messenger RNA of Cladophialophora immunda, 2258 nucleotides long. RefSeq lists its product as uncharacterized. Lineage: Eukaryota; Fungi; Ascomycota; Eurotiomycetes; Chaetothyriales; Herpotrichiellaceae. The record is from RefSeq and is a predicted model, not a curated record. The transcript has a single exon. The coding region runs from base 142 to 1521 and encodes 459 amino acids.
CAACAUUCCGCCGAAACCUCUCGUCGUGCGCAGAUCUUGCUCCCUGGAACCCUUUCCUCACCUGCGUGUCUCUCCCAAGUGCAUGUGUCGAUAGCUUUGCGCUCUCCUCGUCGGUGGAUGUAAGUAAGGAAAAUAAGAGAGAUGGCGCCCUCUCCUCCCGCAGUCACGGACGGGUCCAAGACGUGGUCGCCCUCGCACUUAUUCGAGGACGACAACGACGCGGCCGCGGGGAUCUGGGACAAAAUCCAUACGCAUCUCAAGGCUAACGAGUUCCGCGCGGCCAUCGCGGCGGCCUUUGAACUCGCGCCGGGCGACAACUUCACCUACCACGCCACCGCGUCGGUCAAUCUCGGGCAGGCGGAGGCGGCCAUCCGUGCCGGGAGGGCGAACGGCCUCCACGCCUGGUACGUCGAGGCCGGGGCUCCCAGUGCGGAUUCCCAAGAUGCCAGCAGCAGCCGCGACGAUGGGGCCGGGAACAGUAACAACAACGAUUCGGAGUCGAGGAUGGUCCCUGGGCAGCCCUCACUCAGAAUAUCGGGCUACCCGCCUCCGGCGGACAUCCAGGCGUACAUCGCGUUGUUCGACCCGACCAAGUCCGCGGCCAACAGUCUCAAAUCCCUGGCGGCCAACGCCAAAAAGGGCUCGCUCCGCGCCACCGUCGCGGAGCAUCUCCUGCGCAAACGCCACCUGGAUCCCUCCAUCACGGUCCCAAAGUUCAAACCCACCCCUCCCCCUACUGCUGCUACUACUACUACGGCGGCGACAGCGACGGCCCAGCAGGAUGGAUCCAAUCGUUCGACCCCUAAGACACGGCACGAGAACCCGUCGCUGGACUUCUGGGCCUAUUCGUGCAUGGCGCUUGAGUACGCGGGGCCCAACGCCGACACGGCGCUGGUCAAGAUGUCGCACCACAUGCUGCCCGUGUACAUGCACCACUUUGGCUGCGUGUGCCCGUCGUGGGAGUCCCUGCAGGUGAUUUCGAAACUGGCUACAGCAGCAGCAGCGACAGCUUCCGCGACGACGGCCACCAGCAGCGGUGGCAGUGGCAGUGGCAGUGGCACCCUCACCCCCACCGUACUCGAUAUGGGUAGCGGCAACGGGUACUGGACGCUGAUGCUGCGGCGGCUGGGCCUGGACGUGGUGGCCGUGGACAGCGGGCAGUCGCGGUGGCGCAGCGUGUGGAUCCCAGACACCCACGUCGCGGACGGGGUGCAGUACCUGCGCAAGCGCGCCGGCUGCCCGCACGCGCUGCUCCUGCUGGUCUACCCCGUCGUGGGGGGUGGCGGCGGCGGCGAGUUCACGCGCCGGGUCCUCGACGCCUACGCCGGCGACGUCGUCUGCGUGGCCGGCACGCAGAACGGCAACGGGUACACCGGCUUCAGGGACAUGAUGGUCGACGAGUACAUGGCGCAGAGGCCCGGCCCGCGCUGGGAGAAGGUCGCGCAGGUGCCCCUGCCCAGCUUCGCGGGGAAGGACGACGCCCUCUUCGCGUUCCGGCGGGUCAAGGAGGUUGGUCGGUGACGACGAGAAUCGGUGAUGAUCCAUUGGGUGCGUGAGAGAGAAGUUGAAGCGAGGGGGGAUACACUCGGCCAAGGAGAAACAGGGACACAGAGACACAGACAGAGAGUUCCUGUACGUAUAUAUGUACAUAUGUCCAUAUGUACAUGUAUAUGUGUGCGAGGUAUGUGUAUAUCCAGCGACUCCACGCACAGCCUUCGCCCAAAGACCCGGUACGAGAGAGAUCCAAGUCCAAGUCCAUGUCCCAGUCCCCAGUCCAAGUCCAAUAAGCCCAUCACCGCGAGAAUCAAAGCCACCCAGCUUUCUCGAGGUGCACGUGCACACGAGUGGAACGGGGCAGAAGACAGGAUUUGGCUACUUAUCAGGGCGCUCCGUGCGCGGGUCCUUGGUGCACAGCUCCUUACCGCGCCGGUCUACAAGGACAAGGAUGUGCCGCUGGCGAAGAGAUCCUGCCGGUUCAAACGACGGGAAUGAGCUCCUCGUGCCCGUCACGCGUGGCAUCCGGUGCUUUCUUGGUUCGUGAAGGCGGGAGGCCUGCCUGCCUGCCUGGGAUCUCUUUGCUCCCCAGAGGGGUGUCGUCGCCACGGGACUACUGGCCAAACGUGCAAGCGAUGAGUCGGGGGCGAGCGGCGUUCACAGGCACAAGUUCAAUGGCGGUCACCAUCGAUCAGAGAAAGGUCCAGUCGAGACCGAGACUGUCUUGGGCCAUUAAAUGAAUUGUUGGUACAUAUCCACCGUCU